Molecule: messenger RNA, 2862 nt
Organism: Prosopis cineraria
Lineage: Eukaryota; Viridiplantae; Streptophyta; Magnoliopsida; Fabales; Fabaceae
Product: DNA mismatch repair protein MSH5-like
Exons: 32
Coding region: 613-2691 (692 amino acids)
Biological process (GO): mismatch repair; chiasma assembly
Cellular component (GO): nucleus
Molecular function (GO): ATP-dependent DNA damage sensor activity; ATP binding; mismatched DNA binding
Source: RefSeq, a predicted model, not a curated record
UAUUCUUGUUUUUUCUAAGUCUUUUUGGUAUCUUGUGGCACUUCAGUGUAUUUUCUGAUAAAGAAAUAUUCAAAGUCUGAGUGGGCUUAUUUUACAAGAGAAAAAAAAGAUUCAUUUUAAUUAAAUUUCCAUUAAGCAUGAGAUUCAUUUUGUAGGAGCUCUAAAACAAAUAAUGAGCAAAAGAAUUUGUAAGAUAGCUAUAAACAGAUAAUGUCACUGAGCUGAAUUGUGUGCACGUUAUUUUUCAUAUAUAAUUUCUAUUUUAUCUUCCUUCAAAAUGGUCCGUUAAUCUUCUGAAGUUGAAGAAUUCCAAAUCGAUUUGUGCAGAAUAGGGGUUUCUUAUUAUGAUUCCAGCCAUCGCCGACUUUACGUGCUUGAAGCUUGGGAUAAUGGUGACACAGGUUUCCCACUGAUUGAUCUAGUGAAAUAUCAAGCGAACCCUUUGGUCAUUUACACCAGCACUAAAUGUGAAGAAGCCUUCUUGUCUGCUCUGCAACGAAGUGUGAUGCAGAAGGUCAAGUAGACAAUGCUCCUACAGUGAAGCUUGUGAAAAGCUCAAUAUUUAGCUAUGAACAAGCAUGGCACAGAUUAAUCUAUCUUCGGGUACCAGGAAUGGAUGAUGGAUUAAAUGUCAAGGAGAGGAUUUGCUACUUGAAUUCCGUGAUAGACAUGAGAAGUGAAGUGCAAGUUCGUGCCAGCGGUGGCCUUCUUGCAAUAUUAGAGAAUGAGAGGAUUGUAGACACUCUUGAACAAAAGGAAUCUGGCAAUGCAUCAAUAGCAAUAGAUUCUGUUGUAGAAAUUUCACUAAAUAAGUUCCUAAAACUUGAUGCGGCAGCUCAUGAAGCAUUGCAGAUAUUCCAUAUAGACAAGCAUCCAAGCCAUAUGGGCAUUGGGAGGGCAAAAGAAGGGUUUUCUGUAUUUGGGAUGAUGAAUAAGUGUGUGACGCCACCUGGCAGGCGCAUUUUGAGAAGCUGGUUCUUGAGGCCUGUACUGGACAUUGAAAUUCUGAACUACCGGUUAAAUGCUAUAUCUUUCUUUCUUUGCUCAGAAGAACUGGUUACUUCUUUACGUGAAACCCUGAAAUCUGUGAAGGACAUUCCUUACUUGCUGAAGAAAUUUGAUUCCCCAAGCUCGACAUGUACCAGCUCUGAUUGGACAGCUCUUCUGAAGAGCAUUUGUGCACUGUUGCACAUAAACAAGAUAUUUGAAGUUGGAAUUUCUGAAGGUCUACGAGAAGAACUGACACGCUUGAAAUUGAAUAUCAUUGAGAAGGCAGUUUCGUGCAUAACGACAGAGCUUGCUUAUGUGUAUGAGCUGGUAAUUGGUGUUAUUGACGUAAACAGAACGAAAGAAAAGGGGUAUGCUACGGUGGUUAAAGAGGGUUUCUGUGAUGAGUUGGAUGAGCUCAGGCAAAUAUACGAGGAACUGCCUGAAUUCCUGGAAGAGGUUUCGUCACUGGAACUUGCAGAACUUCCUGAUCUGCGCAAGGGCAGGCUUGUUCCUUGUAUUGUAUAUAUACAACAAAUAGGUUAUUUGAUGUGCAUUUUUGAAGAAAAACUUGAAGAAACCACUAUGGAGAAACUUGAAGACUGGGAGUUUACAUUUUCAGAUGCAGAUGGAGAGACUAAGAGAUUCUUUUAUCGAACACCAAAGACACGAGAAUUAGACAGUCUUCUAGGUGACAUCCAUCAUAAAAUUUUAGAUAUGGAAAGGGCAAUUACUAGAGAUUUGCUGUCACAUAUACUUUUGUUCUCAUCCCAUUUGACAAGGGCAACAAAUUUUGCAGCUGAACUGGACUGCCUUUUGUCACUGGCUCUGGUUGCUCGUCAAAACAACUAUGUGAAGCCUUUACUGACUGAGGAAAGCUUGAUUGACAUAAGAAAUGGAAGGCAUGUUCUGCAGGAAAUGACUGUGGACACAUUUAUACCUAACGAUACGAAGGUUCUUCAAGAUGGAAGAAUUAAUAUAAUCACUGGUCCUAAUUUUUCUGGAAAGAGCAUCUAUAUAAAGCAGGUGGCAUUAAUUGUUUUCCUAUCCCACAUCGGUAGUUUCGUGCCAGCUGAUGCAGCAACUGUGGGUUUGACUGAUAGAAUAUUUUGUGCAAUGGGAAGUAGGCUUAUGACUGCUGAACAAUCAACUUUUAUGAUUGAUCUUCAUCACGUAGGAUUGAUGCUAAGGCAUGCAACCUCACAAUCUCUCUGUCUGGUAGAUGAAUUUGGUAAAGGUACUCUUACAGAAGAUGGCAUUGGCUUGCUUGGUGGGACCAUAAGCCACUUUGCCAGUUGUAAUGAAACCCCAAAGGUAUUUGUGUGCACUCAUCUCACUGAGCUAUUGGAAGAGCCUUACUUAACAAAGUCCAAGAAGGUUCAGUUGUACACAAUGAGUGUACUGAGGCCUGACGACAAUUCCUCACAGAUGGAAGACGUUACAUUUUUAUAUAGGCUUGUUCCCGGGCAUGCACAAUAUAGCUACGGGCUUCACUGUGCACUACUUGCUGGCGUUCCAAAUGAAGUUAUAGAAAGAGCAGAAGUUGUGUUGGAUGCGGCUAUAAAUAAUAAGCGUGUUGAGCGGCUGUGCAAUGAGAACAUAUCAGCUCAAGAUCGUCAAUAUAAGGAUGCCUUAGAGAAGUUGUUGCAAUUUGAUAUUAACAAAGGGGACUUGACCACUUUUUUCCAGGACUUAUUUCCUUAGCCUGUGACUGUGUUCCUUCAUUGAGGAAAAUGAUUGCUUUUUCUUCAAGGUAUUUUCUUUCUUUUCUGAAAAACUAAUAUGAAUGUUUGUCUUUACUAUCUUCGGAUUCUUUAAUUAAAGGAUGAUAAAAUAAUAACUACUUCCAUUUUAAAUAUAAGACGUGUUUUGAAA